Molecule: messenger RNA, 3362 nt
Organism: Priapulus caudatus
Lineage: Eukaryota; Metazoa; Priapulida; Priapulimorpha; Priapulimorphida; Priapulidae
Product: ecdysone-induced protein 74EF isoform A-like
Biological process (GO): cell differentiation; regulation of transcription by RNA polymerase II
Cellular component (GO): nucleus
Molecular function (GO): DNA-binding transcription factor activity, RNA polymerase II-specific; sequence-specific DNA binding
Source: RefSeq, a predicted model, not a curated record
AUAACAUAUAUCCCUAUCAGCAGUUGACAAUAUUGCAACAGCAGCAGCACAUAGGGGGCGCUCACGCACACAUGCGGAGAGAAGCCAUCAACACGCCGCCUUCCCCCACGUCCCCGACAGAGCAGCUGAAGCAGCUGCAGUUGCAACGACCGCCCAAGAAGGCGCGCAAGCCACGCACGGAGAAUGGAGCGCCGAUGAAACGCAAAAGCAGAGAGAGUUCCACAACGUACCUGUGGGAGUUCCUACUUAAGCUACUACAGGACAAGGACACGUGCCCGAGGUACAUCAAGUGGACCAGUAAGGAGAAGGGCAUUUUCAAGCUCGUUGACUCCAAAGCCGUCUCGAAGCUGUGGGGCCAGCACAAGAAUAAGCCCGAUAUGAACUAUGAAACGAUGGGCAGAGCUCUUCGGUACUAUUACCAAAGAGGCAUUUUGGCCAAGGUGGAUGGUCAGAGACUCGUCUACCAGUUUGUAGAUCUGCCCAAAGAUGUUGUUGAUCCCACGGCUGACAACGCCACGCCUGCUUCAUAGCUGUAUCGUGAUUCUCUUUCGUCAUGGCAACGCAUCAUCAACGCAUCUAGCGACUACAUCCACUGACAUUCAUCGUGGGACGAUGUUCGUUUAUAGUAUAUAUCUCCGUGGAAAUCUACGAUUUCUCAUAAUCAAUUAUGAUACGGUACUUCUACAUCAAUCCUGCCGUCGUGAAUGUCAUUGCAAAUGACUUGUGACGUGAGGGGGUUGUUUGAAUUUAAUUCGGUUGGAACUCGUUUCCUUUUUGUCGGGAAAAUGAAAUUUCGACAGACUGUUCCUGUAAUGUGGAGGGUGUCCGUGACAACCAAGUUUCAUAUACAUGGACCAUAACUGUUUAUUCUGCCUUGUUACUGAACAGGAAUAUUAGUAGAAACAACCCAUACUGGCAUUGGAUAGCGGCUUACGAUUUAACACAGAUAGAGAGGUCGCGUAGAGUAUAUAAACUACUUACAGUACAACUUACAGUAGCACCUAUCAAAUGCCAGGCUAGGUUGCUUUAGCUUCCGUGUUCAUCCAUAUUUGUAUAUAUUGUAAGAACCAAGUCGAAUUAUUAUAAUAAUCGAGUAAUCUCUUGUUAAUUGUUAUUGUUGUUAUCGAUGGACAAUGGACCAUUUUGUACAAAAAAAUAUCGUUUAUCUAUGCGGUAGUACGUGCUGGUGGUAUUUCGUGGGGAGUCUUAGUUAUGGCUUCAGUUUGCGAUAUUUCGGGCUUUAGCGAGCUGCAUGGACGCUGUAGCUGGUUUAACAUUCCCGUCGGCCAUAAGCUGGCGGAGACAGUGCGUAGGACGUUCUUCGUUGUGCGCUCUGCGAACGCACACUUUGGUCUAUCUAUCGUAUGUUAAUCGCACUGCUCCUGAUCCUGAUCGCCUGCCAUAGACGUCAGCUAGUAACAACCCUAACAACCAACGUCGAGCACGAUUGAUUUCACCUGCAACGAAAAACGAUCCCCAUAUCGAAGAUAUAAUAUGACGAGAACAACGCCAACAAUAUGGCCGCCACCUCGCGACCGUGAUCAGGAUCAGCUUGGGGCAAAUGUGUGCAAGUUGCGUAAGCAGGCACGGGUUUGUCUGACACGCGCUUAGACGCGUUGCCGCCGCCGCCAUAUCCUUUCUUCUUCUUCUGCCUCGCGGGCUUUGCUUCAAAAAUGUGUAGGCUCCGCUUGGCUAAAGAAGAGUCUGGUGUAUCUUUCUACGCUGGGGGACUGUCUAUGUUGUUUUAGGCUCAACCACGCGAAUUAUAACGUGAGGGGUAUUCGUACGUGACUGUGCGUGGGGUUUGAGCUGAUCGCGGAUUCUGUUCGCCCCCCCCCCCAUUACAAAUUUCGAGGUGCUUUCGAGUUGGUUCUGCUAGAAGUGAUUAGAUGCUAUUUGUGCUGCAAUAACAGGGAGAAUCAGCUCUCAUAUGGACACUAACAUACGGCGCUAUUACUAAUGCUACUGUCUCACAUCAUAACGGUGCCCGUCUAUAUCGGCUGUGCUGUGGCACGUUUUUUUCAUUCCAAAAUGCGCCCUCUGGUGGCAGAAUGGCAGAAAAACAAAAGGGUCGCUGCUCAGCUGCUGAGUAGGUGGGGGGGUCAAAUGUCAUGUCAUCGCACUCAUUGAAGCAUGUAAAAUAUAUUUUUAUAUAAGGAGGUUAUGGACCACGAGAGAUUUUUACAAUGCAGUAAAACUUUUGUAGUGCUGAGGUAUACUUUAAUAUACGAUAUAUAAUGUAUUUUUAAUAAACAGGAGAUGGUUUAUAUUUCCCUCCAUAUAUAGAUAUUAUAAGAGAUCGGUUGGAACGAUUAGCAAGGGACAUCUUUAGCCCUAGUUCAUUCAUCAUGAUGGUUAGGUGGCCAGAUCGUAUAUUUAGUUUGUAACAUUUCAAAGCGCAUUCUCAUUAUUAUUGUAUCAAGAGCGUAUUAAGAAGCCUUCUUUAUACGCUCUUGAUUGUAUGGACUGCCAUGUAUUUAAUAUAACCGAUCAUUUAUUCUUACUGCAACACCCUUCCGGCUCUAGCAGUAGCAGUUUUAUAGAAAAGCAAUAUAUAGAUGUAAUACGAUCCCUUUACGAACAAAACCGCCGAAUUACGGGCAACACCCCGACGAAAUAAAUUACUGAUCAGAUGCUAGUACAAUAUUAGAAAGUGCGAAUUGGCAGUACAGUAUCGGGAUGCUAGAAUUCAUUGGACAUUAGAAACGACUAGUGGUUUCCCGCAUAACCAUGGUAACAAUGCUCUCCACGUUGUGUUAAAUUGCACGUCCAUACCUUUGUGUGCUAAUCACUCUGCCAUACUUGUAAAUUCAUCUGUCAUAUGUUCAUCUGGUAAAUGACAUUGUCCAUCCACUAAGCUAGGUUUUGCGUACAUGUAGCUACAUCUCUCGCUCCAUUUUUUUUUGCUAAUGAAACCGUGUAUGAAUGCUAUCAUUGUGCAUGUUUUUGUUUGUACGGCUAAAUUUACAUUUGAAAUUAAUUCGAAGUUCUGGCUCUGGCAACACUGCUAUACUGUCGUCUUUCUAUAGUGCACGAUGUAAAACAUCUACAUCUUGUAAUACUGACGAUAACAUAAUAUGCCGAUACAUGCGUAGGUUCUGAGAUAUUUUGUCUAGGUAAUCGAAUGUACGACUAUUGAUUAACAUUCAUUUCAUACACAGACUGUCGGCAUAUAUCUAUAUUUUAUAUUAGCAUUAGACAAGUUACCAGAGCCGAUGUGAAAAAAAGAUUCGUACGAGGACAGUAUAUUUUUUAGUAUACUGCAGCUAAAUAACGUACAGUGUGCACUAAGCGUCGCCAGUGGCUAUGAAAUGUACUCUGUAUGGAGGCCUUUGCUGCAAUAAAGUCUAUUUAUUUCAAUA